Penaeus indicus is the source of this 582-nucleotide messenger RNA. RefSeq names its product histone H1-like. The transcript has a single exon. Gene Ontology annotation, biological process: negative regulation of DNA recombination; nucleosome assembly; chromosome condensation. NCBI's taxonomy places the organism in Eukaryota, Metazoa, Arthropoda, Malacostraca, Decapoda, Penaeidae. The coding region runs from base 1 to 582 and encodes 193 amino acids. Gene Ontology annotation, cellular component: nucleus; nucleosome. Gene Ontology annotation, molecular function: nucleosomal DNA binding; double-stranded DNA binding. The record is from RefSeq and is a predicted model, not a curated record.
AUGGCUCCCAUACCUAAAACUCCGAGAACUCCAGUAACGCUGAGGACUAAGUCUCAGAGAACUCCUAAGUCGAAUUUGAAGACACCGAGGUCUUUGAAGGCGUCGAGGACAUUGAAGACACCAAGGAGGUUGAAAGCGCCGGUGGGGAGGUCCUCAAGAACUCCUCGAGCCAACGCCAAGCCCUUGACGAUUGGCGACUUGGUGUUUGAGGCUGUGGAGGCUCUGAACGAUCGGAGGGGCGUCUCGCUGCACGCAAUUAAGAAAUAUCUCCGGGACACCAAGAAAGUCGACACCGAAGCGAAGGCAAUUUUUAUCAAGAAGUAUCUCAAAGUCUUUGUGGAGGAAGGCAAACUUGUGCAGGUUGCAGGCACGGGCGCCAACGGAACUUUCAAACUACCUGGAAAGAAAACCAAUUCGGAAAAACUGUUUGGAGGCUCCAAGGCCGUCGUGAAAGUUGCGAGCAGACCGAAAAUCGGCUACAUAGCAGGGAAGACUUCUGCGAAACCUAUCCCGAAGAUAUCCGAUAAAUACUCGAGUGUGCCAAAGAAUACCUUAAGAGGAAAGAUUAUUAUGAAACGCUAG